Botrytis sinoallii is the source of this 3528-nucleotide messenger RNA. RefSeq lists its product as uncharacterized. The transcript has 2 exons. The record is from RefSeq and is a predicted model, not a curated record. Bases 1 to 3528 code for a protein of 1175 amino acids. Lineage: Eukaryota; Fungi; Ascomycota; Leotiomycetes; Helotiales; Sclerotiniaceae.
AUGCAUGGUUCUACCUUGACAAUGCCUUCGGUCUUCGAAUCGAAGAAUACUUUCCCUCGUUCUCACUCUUCUUCCAAUAUUCCCGAUUUAGUUAAUGUUGAGUACAAGAGAUCUUCCAUUCAUAGCGAUACCGAACUGCCACGAUCUGCGAGUUUCACUACCUUACCAACCAUUGAAGAUGCGAGCACCGAUUAUAAUGAAGGGGAAUUGCAUAGACUGAACUCUGCCGCGAGCACCCCAUCGUUUCCCUUCCCACAACUUGAAACACCUUCGCCAAAAUCAAAUUCCAUCCGAGAAGGAAAAUCGACCAACCAACUCACGAAGGAAGAAAAGGCAAAGAAUGAGAGAGUUGGGAGGAGACAAUCACUCGUGGCACGUCCAAAGUCUUGGAUUCAAAAGGUGAAGGGAUCACCCGAGAGACACCCCGCUCCUGAAUAUGCCAAUUCAACACCAGACGAAGCACCGCCAGUGCCGCAGAUUCCCAAGGCUUCCAGAGAUAAGACGAAAUCUGUAUCGGAAUCUUUUGCUAUGUUUGCACGAAAGUCUUGGAUUUCGUCAUCGUCGAGAUCGCCAUCCCCAAGUAAUCGAAAAGCAGGAAAACAAAUUGAGGGCGAUGGGAGAAGUGAAGGGCCAUCGAAAAUGGCGACCACUAUACUUGCCCCUCCGGCAGUCAUCCCCGCGAAAUUCGACCACACGGUUGAGGAUAUCGAUAGCCCAUCUAAGCCACCUCCCGUGAAGAGGAAUUCAACUCUUCGAAAGAUCAGGCAGAGACCGAGUAGUAUACUGGGUAUCGCAAGCUUCGGUUCCGUCAAUUCAUCCACCAGCAGUCUACCAGGUAGCUCAAUAGAUAACAGAUCUACUCCGAGGACUUCAAUUGAUAAAGUCCCUCCGCUACCCAAAAAUUUCUCCACGGAAAAGCUUCUGAGUGUUGAGACACCUCGAAAACGAGAUGAACUCUGGCAGGCUUUCCGAGGGUUAGAAAACGAUUACUCUAAAUUUCAAUCCAAAUCACUAUCGUUAAAAACCAACGUCGUUCGCUCUACAUUAUUACCAUUUCUUAGAAAUAAUAUCAACCACCCUUCUAAUAGAUGUCUUCGCCCAGAAGAUAUUGAUAGAAGAAUUAACAUCUUUAAUAAAUGGUGGCUUGGGCUUCUGGAAGUACUACAUGGACGUGCUAAUCAAAUAGUAUCUGGUGUAGAUCGUCCUGUACUGCUUGAAGCCAUUGUGAUGAUCAUGACACGGCCGGAAUGGAGACUCGGACCAUCGCAAUUCUCGCCCCUGUCGGAAAGGUCUCCUAACCGAUCUCCUGAGCGCACUGAGCGCAUGUCUAUACGCGGGAGAAAAUCUUCAAGCUCUCUAAACUCAUCAGGAUCACAAUUUUUAGCCGAGUCUGUCUACCACAAUGUCAGGAAUUUGUUUAUUCAAAAUUUGACAUCUCAGAUGCACUUUGUGGUUGCCAAAAUGUCACUGAGACAUGCUCCUGCAAGUCUGGUCACAUUUUGUGGAAAGGCUGCUGCUUAUGCUUUCUUUUUUGUGCCUGGCAUUUCAGAAAUACUGGUUCGAAUAUGGAAAAUACCGGCUGACACUUUGAAACGUGUUGCCGAUGAAUUGGGUUUACCAAAACGACCCAAUAAGGUGGAAACUGAAGAAGUCGCUGCUACAUUUCCGCCCAAUGUUCGAGUAUUGGGUUGGACGUCAGUGAUGACAAUGUCUAAUCAGCUGCGGAAAAAUCCUACAUCAUCAAUUCUUGUUUCCAAGAUACCAUGGUAUGGCCCGUGGGCUGCUAGAUGGUGCGGACGAGAUAGUGAUCUUUUCUAUGUGUUUUCGAAACAUUAUCAUAUCUUGGCCGAGCAAUUUAUGCCUUCAGAUCUUCCAUUUGCGAGCAAAGCGCGCGCGCCAGGAUUUGUUUUGGUUCAAGCACAGAUUUUGACUGCUCUGGAUGCUACAAUUCAUCGUCAACCAGCAGUUGAAGCACUUCCAAUUACCUUUGACGACGUACUUGCGGGUGCCGAUGCGUCUGCUGCUGCUCUGCCUCUCCCCUCCACCAACUCUGCUAGGCUAAUGGCCGAAAAUCGCUUAAUAAUGUUACUUCGAGAUUUCCUUUCUGAAAGACCUGCCGACUUUGAACCUGCCCGAAUGACUUUCGCCCAGGCUUUUAGCAAAAUGAUGCAAGCUUCAGCACGAAGGACGUCCUUGUAUGACCAUAAUGCGUGUUUCGUAUUGUGCGACUUCAUGGAUGAAGCACUUUCACUAUUUGUUCGCUUCCAUCAUGCUCAUGAAUUUGAAGAUGAUUUCAUCGAAUGGCAUUUCUGGCUGGAUGUUUGCAGAAAGAUUCUGGAGAGCCAGAACAGUAUGUCAGAAAUUCGUCUAUUCGCAUUUCUCUACUCUGCCUGGAACCUUGUCACAAAUAAUGAAACUCGAAAGGAGAUUUUGUGUUUGGAGUGGUUGCUUACCGAGGAGACAUUUGACAAGUUCUUCAAUCAUUGGUGUCCCAUGGUCCGAGCAUAUUAUAUGCGUUUGUUAUGUUGGAGAUUGUGCCGCGAGGAUGGGGAAGCUACUGAUCUUGAUACAAAAAUCUUUGGUAUUGUUUCUUCGCGGAUCAAGGGUACCUGGGCAAAUUACCUCUUCCUCAAACAAACGGCUGAGAGUUCCGACCUCCUUCCUCCAUCUACGACACCUUGUUAUCCAGCACCUGGCCGACGACUUCUGAUCAUCCGUAAUGAUACACAAAUACCUGCGCCAAAUCUGUUUCUAGGAUUCGAUGGCUUAAUGACAACUAAUAACGCUUCAAAUCUACCUCGAAAACCGUCUAGUGCAUACAAAAGACAGUCACUUCUAGGAGAUCUGGCACAAAUAGAAAACAAAGAAAACGAAAAUGAACCUCCCACACCUGCUAGCGAAGCACCCACCACUCCGAACAAGAAAAGGUGGACGUUUAUGGGGAAAAUCAUCCCAUCUCUAUCUUCUUCGCCUGAAUCAUCUGCUUCUCCUUCCACAUCUGUCAAACCUGCAACGGAAAAGAAAGCACUCGAGGAAGCAAGGAAAGCUACAUCUGUGGCAAGAACUAGACCCGCCCUUCGUUCCAAAAAUUCAAGUGACAGCGAAACUCCUCCAGCUACUGCAUCUCAUCGUGCCUAUAGCUUUAAAUUCUCUUUGGAAUGGGCUCAAAAUUUCGAAAAAGCACAUUCGAUCCUCCAAGGUGGCGCAGCCGGUAGAGGACCUGCUGGUUCUAAUGUUUCAAAUGAAAGAAAACUUACACCGCCUCGUCUUCCUGCCCCAGCUCAUGCAUGGCUUGGCGCUCGAGUUCCAGGAAUGAGUAAGGAAGUAGCACCUAUGGAUCCAAAGCUUGCGGGGAGAGAUAGAUUCGCGAGAUCGAAAUAUGCGGGUAGGGCGUUAGCGGAAUGGAUGCAGAUUGUUGGAGAGUGCAAUAACUUUGUUGAGAGGAGAAGGUCGGAGGGAGUACCAAACCUGAAAUGGGUCGAGGUUCCUACUUUGGGUGUAGAGGGAUUUAGGAAAUUCGCUGCAUAA